AGCGCACGCAACGCUGCCCGCCUUCCUCCGUUCCCUGGCUCGCUCGCCCACGCACACACGGCACCCGCAACAGCAGCGAGCGGAGCUGUCCACUUCAGCACCGCGCACGUGCGCAUAGCAACGGGCGCGCGCGCGGCUUGUGUGUGCAAGGCAAGGGGAGGGCGGGCGCGAGGGCGCGCGGUUCGUUAUUGGGCUUCGGAGACGUUUAUUUGUCGCUUGCGUUCGUGGAGAUUGCGAGCGAACCGCGAAGGAAUGGAGCAGAGCGCGGCGUAACUUUUUUUUUGGCCGUGCAGUUGUUGCGUCCUGCCUGCCGACUUGGGGGUGACGGGGUAUUAAAAAUAAAUGUUAUAAGAGGGACGAGGACCGCCCCGCUAUUUUAAAAAAAAAAACACCCGUACGAAAAUGGCAAACGAGAUGAAAUGCGAAAACUACCGCUUUGAUAAUGAGCACCUCCGCAGAAGAACCGCUGGACUCAUUUUGAUGAUUUCCUUCACGCUGGGAGAUGGUGUGGUCAAUAUCAGCAGCACUGGUCCUGAGCAAAAACCUGUGUCGCAAGGCAACGAUUACAUUUAUCCUCGCUACACAUUUUUCAAUGCUGAGACCGCCUUCUUCCUCAAGAAGAGCAGGCAAGAUGCAAUAGAAGACGCCAGUCUGCAGACCCUAUCACAGCCCGUGCUCUUUCUUGGCACGACCAAAGCACACUACGGUGUGAAUGUGAGCUACGGCCCAUUUUCUGCAGGGCAAACAAUAUCCAGUGACCUUCUGGACAUGCAAAGCGAUGUGUCUUUUAUCGUGAGGACCAACUGGAAGAUCCACGCAUUUGUGACGGAAGAUACAAUUUUCUCUGACAAAGCCAAGAUACAGGUUCUCUUCUACAUAUCCGAACGGGACUGGGAUGACGGAGAGGACGUUAAAAAACUCCCGUGCAUUGUUCUUCAUGCGUUUCUUGAUGUGCAUGAAGCAAGGACUGUGUGUUCGCUUGGAAAUAAUCUGGGAAUGUGUUUGGCAGAGAUGAGCUUGCCAUAUUUUUGGAAUGAACUUUCUGGAAACGACAAACAUCCACAUUCCAACCACAUGUCGGCUGGCAAAACCGUGGAGUUGUACUAUAGUCUACAGUCAUCCAACGAUGCUCUCAAUUGCACUCAAGGCUCCCAUGAUAAGGCAACAGUAGCCCGGCCCAUUAAGGAUGGCAUGAGUAAUAUAAAGCAAGGAUUAAACUGGGUUUCCAAUGUGACUUUGAAGAAAGCUUUAGCUCGUAUGAAUACCCGAGAGGUAUUACUGGACGGAGAUAUUUCAAUUUCUCUCCCCAUUAAACCCCUUCGCCCGCAGGAGAUCAUCCACGUCCCAGUGAAACUUCUUAAAAAUUCAACAGUGAACCACUUCACGCUGAGAAUGAAGGUGAAGAAAGGAGUGACACUUCUGUCCGUGGUGUCCGCAAGCCCGAACCAGUGGGGAGUGAGCAGUGACAUCGUAGCAGGAACAAAGCACGCCGUUGCCACCGUUACCCUCCGCAAGAUACGCGGUGCCUCCUCCUCCUCCUCGGGAAGCGGUGGAGAGUCUGCUCUCGAGAUUGCCCGAUUUUUGUUCGAGAUGGACAACGUGACGAGUCUAUCGGUGACGCGACGCAUCCUCUGGCAAGUCGAUUACGACAACAGGGGUCCCAUUCUGGAUCAAGACCGCAUCAUCACGGAGCUGACCGUCACUCAGAGGGACAUCACUGCGAUAAAGAUAAUCCCAAAGUCCCACGAGUUGGUGAACACGGCCGUGCUGACCGGCAGGCCAGUGAACAUACCUCUCAGAGUCAUCAUGCUGGAAGCAAAUGGCACCUUGUCAGACGUGACGCAGCGCUCUCACUGCCAGUCGGAGGACGAACAUGUCAUCAAGGUUUCCUCGGCCUGCCAGUCUGCGUACGUGCAAGGAAACGAGAGCAGGGGCUCUGUGAGGGCUCGUCUCCAAGUGAGCUAUGAACACCUGCGCACCUCCCUGGACCUGACCGUCUGGCUGCCCAAGCUGCCUCUUCACAUAGAGCUCUCCGACGGCCAGCUGAGCCCCAUCAAGAAUUGGCGGGUGCCUAUUCUUUACGAUAAAAGGGAAGGUAAAGGGAACGAAGACAGUGAAUUGAAAAUAAAAGGCUGCACCCUGCAGGUCCAGCAUGCUUUGCUACACGUCUGGACACAGCUAUGCGCCAGCGGCCACAAUGGAACGGAUCAGAUCACAACGCUACUCGGACCAGAGUGGUUCAUGGAUGUGACCGAACUGGUAAAGAGGCAAAUAGAGGCUGAAGAUACGAAAGUCGUUCACCUCCGCGGUGGAACAGUCGUGAUUGGGCAAGAAACUGGAACCACCAACCUUAAGGUAAUCUCACCUGUGUCUGGCGGCGUGCUUGGGGAGCGCGCGGUGACGGUGAGCGAGGAGAAGGUCUCCGUGAGCGGGCUGCACGUGACGCUGCUCUCGGGCCUCUCCCUGUCUCUGCGGCCCAGCAGCAGCGAGCCGGGCGUCGUCGUCGCCAGCACCACCGCACAGCACGGCCUGCACUCGCUCAAGCAGGAAGCAGCCCUGUCACUGUGGGUAGAGUACAGCGAUGGAACUAUGGCCCCUCUCAACGUCUACCAUCCUAACGACUACACCCUCGCCGUCAACUCGCUGGACGUGCAAAUCGCUUCAGUUGACCAGGAUCAGCAGUCUCCGUGGCCUGUGGUCAUCGCAGAGGGUGAAGGAAAUGGGCGACUUCUGAAGGUGAAGUUAAACAUCCGAAGUGUUUGCCAGAAAAACAAGAGGAAAAUGACCCUGAUGUUGUCCCAGGCUUUUGUGCGAGUGAGGUUUGGAGGGGACAUCCAGGAUAUAGAGAGCCCUGAAGAUGUAAAUGAAAACGACAGCGCUUUAGACAUGCUGCCCAGUGAGCUGGAUAAUGAUUACGAGGUGGAAACGGACACUGAUGAAAUCACAACCGUAGGGUACACCGACAGAAGCCACCGAGGGCUGCAAAUAAUAACAACAGACGACCUCGAUACAGGGCAAAAUGCGGCAGACGAAGAGUUGGAGGCUGUAACUCCUGCAAUGAACAAGAACGGGGCUAGACCAAAGCUUUCUUCUACGGUCGGACCCGAUUCAGGAGAUCAAAGCAACGAGCGUGGGAUUCACGUCAAUACCGCGCACAAAGGCAUGUCAGAUUUGCAGAUUGGGAUGUACACCUUGUUGGGGGUGUUUAGCCUGGCUGUUGUGCUCUUCUUAAUCAACUGUGCCAAAUUAUUUUGCAAGCGCAAGUGUCAAGAGAGACAACCGAGCCAAGAGGAAGAGGUCAAUACGUCCCAAGAAUGGGUUUCGUUGGGAACUUGCAAGAGGACGACCAAGAAGGAAACGCUAUUCUCGCUCGGCUACCGGCAAGCAAGUGUGGUGGACAGUGGUCAAGGAUACAGCCAGAUUGAGGGCAGCAGCUCACAAGCCAGCGACGUUAGCUACCAAAACAGAGAGUACAGAUCGUGCAAACACAAAGACGACCAGAUGAUUCCAUACCACGGCGAUGUCCCAUUAAACUCUCCGACGACCGAACGGAAAAGGGUGACUUUUUCGACAUUCACCGUUGCCGAAGCCGACGACAAUAGCAUCACCUACAAUUUUCCUCUAUAGAUAAAAACAUUUUAAUGUUUGGUAUUUUGAAGGACUUGGAUCGGAUAAGAGUAUGUAUUUUAACAAAAUAUGAUUAUAAAUAUUUGGCUGCUUGAUAGGCGCAAGAGCUUUUUAUAAAAAAAAAAAUACAAAAACGUGAAAACCUUUCACAUUGGUACGAGUAAGGAUCGAAAAUGAUUGCUUUGGAAAUGUAGAUUUUUUUUUUAGGCAUGCUGCCAUACCGUCAACCAAAAGAAAACGAAGCUGGUGUACUAAGUGAGCAGUGCUGUGCGUGUGGGGGCCACACUGCAAUGGACAACGUGACUCGCAGACCUGAACGUAUCAACAGCCAUACGUAUUUCUUCGUGUUGUUUUAUUACAUCCCUCGUCUAUUAAAGCUCGGGGCAUUUCACCAGCACAGUAGAAGGAAUUGCUUGUAAAAUUUGCUGCAGAGACUCUUCUAUCACCGCAACGGUGAGUACAUAGUCGGUCACGUCAUCAUCAUAACACUGCAGUUUUUUUCAGAUGACAUUACCAUUGCCAGUGUUGAUGGUUUGAUUAUUUAUAUCGUUGCUAUUUAUGUAGUCAGUGCUGCUGUAAGAAUUUGAAAUGCAUAUGGGUUUUUUUUUUACAUUUAUUUGUUAUUUGUAUGAUUCUAAUUUGCCAUUUGUUUACAAAUAGCACUGGUGUGGGUGGUAAAGAGAUUAAUGGAAUGUACUGUGUUUGGUUCAGUCACAGCAUCUCCCAGCCGGUCUUACUUUAUACUGUAUAAAUGUAAAUAGUGUUUGCUCAAAUGCUCCUUAAGGGUUUGUUUUGCAAGUGUUGAAUAAUAAAGCACAAUAAUGAUAUGUCUGUUUCUCAACGGCCGUGGAAUACAUCAUCAAGUCUUUUUUUAUCGAUCAUAUGAAAUGAAAUUUAAUGGCCCAUUUACAUUUGGUACAAAAAUAACCAAAUAAACGUGUGGCCCACUGCUGAAACUGUUCUAAUUUCAUCAACAUUUAACAGAAAAUGUUCAUAUACGCUGCACACUUUAAAUGAAUAACAGUGCAUUUUAUCAACAUGAAGGUUUCCUUUUAAUUUAAGGUGUAACCUUAGCAUCGUGUGACACCCAAUUAUUACUGUUUGCUCGUAGAUAAUUUCAUACAUGGAUAGCUUCCCCAUUCCAGAAGUAUAACAUUAAAUUGCUCAUUAUCCUGGCAACUACCAAUAUGAGGUUAUCGUCUUUGCAUGCAUAAGGGCCAGAAAUAAAUGCCAACAAGAAAUGUCCAUUAGUCAUUGGCAAAUGCUAUUACUAAAGAUUACAGAAAGUUGUUAUUUUGGGGGGAAAUGCUUUUUAUAAUAUCUGACGUAAUAUAUAUUUUUCUGUACACUACACAGUAGUUGUGUGACAACACAUAAAUAAAUAAAACUUAAAUACUAACAAUGUGAGCUACAAUCACUUAACGGUGCAUCCUACGGGCUUGAAGGGAGAAACAUGGCCAUUGAUAUGAAGUGUUAGGCAUUCAUUUCACACUGCAUAAUUUCCGGCUCACUGAUAGAGUCGUAGACAUGUGACUAAUAUCCACAACCAGAAGGAGGGGUAUACUGGAUGUGAUGUGCCGGGUGCAAACACAUUUUCAAGGCAGAAGAACGGAGCGGACCCGGCCAAAAUUAGGCCCUGGUGUUACUGCAAUUUAAAUUCUGAUAAUUGCACGUACAAUAACAUAAUUCUAUUUCAAUAGUCAUCAAACAUUGACCAUGUAAAAUGGGGAAAUGUUCUCAUCCAAGUAAGAGUAUAAAUUUUGACUUAAAACUUUCGUGACUGCAGUAAUUUAGAUUAUUUGGUUCUUUCGGUAAAGUCACAUAGAUAGAAGAAAAAUAAUAAAUAUUAUUUUUAUUCACUUUCUUUUUUACUUUUAUUAUUAUUUUUCAUAUUUUCAUAUCUACGUGACUUUACCGAAAAAAACAAAGAAUAAUUAAGAGUAUACACCAUUGUCUCUGCAAUUUAUGAUUGAGCAGCAGCAGGCAAUGCGACACAGAGGGUCAAAGUAGUCCCUGUAGUACAAUUUUAUAAAGUACAAAGUAUUUUAAUGCAGUUCCAUUCAACUUUUCAACUAAUUAUUUAUUGCUCAACAAUCCAUUGUACAUUUACAACCUCAAUUUGUUCCCAUCUAAAGAGUGCCAAAACGUUUUUAACAAUAUAAAUGAUAAAAACUCUUUACUACUGUACUGAUUUUGUGUUUUCUAAUGGAUAGUUUUAAAAUCAACUUUUCCCUUUUCCAUACAACCAAACGAAAAUAUGGAUCUUGAUUCACGAGACAGUUAAAUCCAUUUUAUAUGUAUGUGUGUAUAUAUAGAAGUAUGCAGUAUAUUCAUUCAAUGUAUGAUAAUUGAAUGUUAAGUUGUUAACCUAUUGUCCUUCCUCUGAAUUACCUUGCUUUACAGAUCUCAUUUUCACGUGAUAAAGGAUGCUCUAAAUACGACUUGCA
Messenger RNA from Lethenteron reissneri (Far Eastern brook lamprey), 6074 nucleotides. RefSeq names its product transmembrane protein 132E-like. The record is from RefSeq and is a predicted model, not a curated record. NCBI's taxonomy places the organism in Eukaryota, Metazoa, Chordata, Hyperoartia, Petromyzontiformes, Petromyzontidae.